UAGCCAUUUUUAAUUAGUUAAACGUCAUAUCACCGAUUAAUGAAAUAUGCUGAUGUGUUUCUUUCUAAUAUUUACUUUUACGGGCUUUAAAAAACAGUGAGAAUAAAAUGUAUUUUUGUCUAAGUAAAGUUGUUCUUUGAUUGUGUCAGGUAUCUGUUCAUUGUCAUGUAAAUUAAAAAGGUAACUGAUACAUAACGAAGUUCUUAUGUGCUGUUUUUGCCUAGUGACCUACAAAAAUGAAAAAGUUAUUUUCAAAAAUUGAAACAAAAAUUGAUAACACCUCAAAAGAAACAAAUAAUGUAAUUGGGAAGAUAUUUACUGUAGGAAGAAAUACAGUUACUGUUGAAGAAGUGCUAGCAGAAGGUGGUUUUGCUAUUGUAUAUUUAGUAAAAUCGAGUAGCGGAGUCCGAUAUGCUUUAAAACGAAUGUAUGUCAAUAAUGAGCAAGACUUAAAUGUUGCAAAACGUGAAAUACAAAUAACUAGUAAUUUAAGUGGCCAUAAAAAUAUAAUUGGCUAUGUAGACUCAAGUAUUACUGAAAUGGGUGGAGGAGUAUAUGAAGUUUUGCUGUUGAUGCCUUAUUGUCAAAAUAAUGUAUUGGGACUUAUGAAAGCCAAAGGAAAAGCAACAUUUACAGAACAAGAAGUGCUGUCUAUUUUUUGUGAUACCUGUGAGGCAGUUUCUCGAUUGCAUCAUUGUCAGACACCUAUUAUGCAUAGAGACUUGAAAGUAGAAAAUAUAUUAGUUGGUGAGAAUGGUAAUUAUGUAAUAUGUGAUUUUGGUUCAGCUACAGGUCGUGUACUAAACCCCUCUAGCCAUGGAGUAACUGCUGUUGAAGAUGAAAUUAAAAGGUAUACAACUCUCAGCUAUAGGGCACCAGAGAUGGUUGAUAUGUAUUGUGGUAAACCUAUUACAACAAAAUCUGAUAUUUGGGCUUUAGGUUGCUUACUUUAUAAACUAUGUUUCUUUACAUUGCCAUUUGGUGAAAGCAUGCUAGCUAUCCAAAGUGGAAAUUUUUGCAUUCCUGAUCAUUCGCAGUAUUCAAAGGGUUUACAUCAAUUAAUUCGUUACAUGUUAGAGCCUGAUUGUGACAAAAGGCCUGACAUAUACCAAGUUUCUAGUAUUUCAUUCCAGUUGUUAGGGAGAGAUAAUCCAGUACAAAAUCUGCAUAGCGUCCCUACACCGUCUUUAGACGACUUACCAAUUCCAUUGUAUGAGUCAGAAUCUAAGAAGAUAUCUAUUUCUCAGGCAAGGACGCCUAGCAAAGUUUCAGCCCCUGUCCUUGUGGAGGGCACUAGUGUAAUGCCACGUCAAAGGCCGAAAGGCAGUAGUGGUACCACGCCCCUAAAUAUCCCUCUGACAAUUAAUCCGAGUCCUACCAACGUUAAAAAGUCGCAGAGUCCUGUGAUACCUAGUGAUAGUUUUCAUUCUGCCAAAGUUAAGACCAGCAACUUCUCAAAUAGUUCUGCCUUUCCUCCACCUCCACCUCCAUUGCAAGAUACUGAAAAUUUUAAUGUUGUCACCUUUCCAAGUGGAACUAUUCAACCGUUUGCAGAAAAACAAUUGGAUAACUUGUUUCAGUCUUCUAUGUAUCCCGAUCCUUUCGUAGACGAAGGAAGUUACUCCGAAGUGUCUGUUUACAGGGUAGAAAAUAAAGAAAUUACGGGAGUGAAGGUUGUUUCUCCUGUUGGAACUGAAACGGCUACUCUAUUGGGUGCAAGGAGUUAUGGAAUUUCGCAGGUAAAAGCGGGUUUGGCAGAGUCUACCAGCCAGUGUACUGUUGCAUCAAAAGGAAGUCCUCCAGAUUCACCCACCUUAUCUGUACCCAAAGGACAUCGAAGAAAUAUGAGCGACACGACGGCUUUUAACAAAGUUUAUGCUACCGAAACGUCUCAGUUUUUGGCCCCAUUUGAGUCGUCUAUAAAGCCUAAAAGUAGUACUUCUUCCGAUUCAUCUGAGGACGUUCAUAAGGUGCCCUAUCAGCCCGGUUGUUCAACAUCGAACGUAGACAUUUCACAUUCCGUUGGACCUGACAAUAGGUCUUUGUCAGCAGAUGUGGCCGAUUGGAAUCCUUUCGAGGAGCCUCCGUUUAGCAAAAUGACUGAAGACCACAUUUUCGGACAGGAAUUCGACAAAAUAAGAAAAGGCAGCCAAACAAGUAUUCAAGGGGUGAAGUCUCGUGAAAGCUUGGUAAUGUCGAUCUCCGAAGAUCCUUUUAGUUCUGCCCCUUUCAGUUUUCCGGUGAAGUCCCGCGAUCGCGGGAAAACAAUCUUACAAUCCUCAGCAAUAAAGAAGUUGGUGUCAAAUUGUAAUCAAGAUCAAACUGGAAAAAAAGUAUUUAAAGCAGUAUCCUACGUACUGGAUGGUACAGUGCCACUGUUGGAUUCUGUUGAACCAGCACUAGAACCAGUGACUACUUCGGUAACUUUUCUUAGGGCACCCAUAGAAGACCGGUCGAAAUACGAGAAAUUGUUACAGAAUGAUUGCGAUGUCACAUCCGGAGACACUUCAGAUGAAGAAACGAAAAUCAAACAGGAAAAAAUUAAAAAGAAACGCUACAUCAAGAAUCUCCCCGAAAAGCUCCACAUGGUUUAUAAAAACGUUGAAAUCGCAAAGAUUCGGCAUAUUAAGGAUUCCAAUCAAAAGAACACCAAAGAGGGAAAAGCGUCGAAUAAGGGUAAUCUUCAAUUUCAAGAAACCCGAGAAACGAAAGUGGAUUCUGACGAUUCAAUAGGUUCUGCGAGUGAUUUGCGUAUUGAUGAAGAUACUGCCGAUCCCGCCCCUGAUCAAACAGAUGGUGUUAGUGAGACCAUAAGUGAAAGUAUAAAGACUUGCGGAUCCUCAGCUUAUCAUGCCGAAUGUGAAAGUAUGGCUACCCAUGAAGAAGAUGCAAGAAGUAGAAUGGUACGAAUUAAAGAGCAUCAUGAGAAAGAAGAACAAGAAGAAAAUCAAAUAGAAGACGCUCAUUUUAUAGGACAUCAAUACGGGGAAAAACCGUUGCUUUUAGACGAUGAGUUGGAUUCUGAAUGUGAUAAUAAAGUGGCAACAUUGUGGCCAGAGAAAACGUCUAAACCAGAAGACUUAUGGAUAGAACCAAAAAGUAGUUUCGAAGAUUCAGAUGACGUUUUUUCUUCCGCUCCAUUUAAUAAAAACGCCUAUAAAUUGAAAGAAAAAAGAAAGGCUGAUUUAGAUCAAAAGAAAACACUCGAUAAACCAAUUGAUGUUUCUUGUAACGUUGUUCAGAACAAUAAUGUUCUUAAUGAACCUGUUACAAUUGAACGUGUUCCUCAGUCCACUCCUGUAAAAACUAUUAACAACGGUGUGGUACGUAGUCUACCUAAAGCGCAUUCAAAUCCAUUUCUGGAUACUCACUUUUUUCAAAAUUCAAUGAAAACUAGCAGUUCCAAUUUUGAAAGAGGAUUUUACGCUCACGGUAAUGAAGCAUCCCAUGUCAAUGUAUACUCUAACGAUAUCACCCAACAACAAUGUAUAUCGAACGAUAACAGCAAUUUUUUUAAUCUUUCAAAGAACGCGGAUUUCAGUUCUGAAUUAACUUUACAAUCGUUUGAGUUUAGCCGUCCAAAACAAAUUGAAAAUUUAUCUAAUAUUUCAACAGAAUACCAAUUUUCAAGUUUAAAUAACUCACAUUCAUUGGGUGCGAUUGCGGAUAUGAUAAAUUCAAGUCAAUUUUCUUCAUAUGAUAUAAAUAAUGAUAAUUCCCCCGAUCAGUACAGUGACCAUCCAAUCAUAAAGGUUUCUGAAGUUCAAAAGAACAAGAAACAUGGACGAAAAGAGUCAAAAUAUCAUCUUAUUGAUAAGCUCAAUUCUGAUGACAGUUCUGGUUUGGAGUUGGGAAAAAAUAAGAAUCACAAAAAUGCUGUUCAUAAGAAGAGCGGCAAAAGCAAGAAAAUAAGUAGCAAAAUAAAAUUGCAGGCUGGAUUUAGUAACAAGAGUUUCGAAGAUUAUCCUUCAGAUGAAGGAGAGGUCAGAUAUACAACAAUUCCUUUCGAAGUUUUAAGAAAUUCCAGUCAGAAUGAUAAGAAAAGUAAUAGUUUAAAAAGGGUCAAUAAUCCAUUUUCAUGAAGAAGGCUUCCUUAUUUUAAAUCGGAAAUAGAGUUUGGAAGAAUUUGAUAUCUUAAUACUUUUAUACACGAAUGAAUGGAAAUUUUUGGAACGGUAUAAAGAUUAUCGUACAGGGAAUUUAAUCUUUAAUAAUUAAAAACAUAACGAUAGAGAAGGAUCUAGUGCCUAAAUAUUUCUUAAUAGAUUCAGUAUUAUGCACAGAUGGUUUGUUUUAAAUUAAAGCAACAUACAGAAAGAUUACUUAUAAUUCGCGUUUUAAAAUUUUUGAAAGAGAAUUAAUUUUUUAUUAUGGUUACAAUUUUUUUUUUUAAUUUUAUUUUCUUUAACAGUUUAACUGCAACUGAACUGAAGUUUGUAAUUUUGGUUGUUUUUAAAAACACAUUCAACACAGUUUAAGUAGUAAAUAAUUUUAAGUUUUAAUUUCCAAGGUAUUAAAUAAAAAAUGCUUGUAAUAAACUGAGCAGUAGACUGAUUUUUUACACCCUCAUAUAAUCUUAAAAGAAGACAUAAGUUUUGAAGGAAUUCCUUUUUUAUUCAAAUUUAUCAUUUCUUUUCGGUCUUUUUACAUGUUAUUUUUCUUUUUCAUAUUAUUACCUAAUGUGAUUCAUAUCGCAGCUAUUAGAAGUUAAAUUAGAUCUGAUAUACACAUUAAUAGAGUAGUUUUAAUAAUUGUGAUUAUAUGUAUCAGUUUCUUUACUAGCACAGGAUAUUUCCUUUUUUUAUAAAUAUUACUUUUUAACUUUUUUUUGUAAAUGUUUUACUGUAAAUUUUCAUAGAACUGUAAAUGCAUUUUGUUGCAGGUAUUUAUUUUUUUUGCAUGCAAUUAUUGCUGCGCAGAAUAUUGUAUAAAAUCAUUUUAACGUAGAUUCGUUAUUUAUCCUUAUUUUGAGUUGUAUUCUUGCUCGAUAAGAAGUAAUACUGUUAAAAUGUUAUUUUUCUCUUUGGUGCUGUUUGUAGAUAGAUCAGGAAUUAAAUUAUGACAUCGAAAGAACAGCUUAACACUUAUUAUAGGUGUAGAAUAUAGACUGAAAUAUGCGAUUUAAUUGAUAAUUUAUUAUUUUCAGUUGUUCAUUCAAAGUAUUUAUAAAAAUGUACAUUGUAAACAUUCCUUUAUAAUAUUUAAUUAAUAGGCAAUAUUUUUUUGCACUUGUGUAUUUAUAAUGCCAAUAUGUAAUUUUAUAGAAAAAUAUAUUUUGUUGGUUACCAGUUAAUAAUUUAUUUUACUGUUUAAA
This is a messenger RNA of Agrilus planipennis (emerald ash borer), 5314 nucleotides long. Its product is annotated as AP2-associated protein kinase 1. The record is from RefSeq and is a predicted model, not a curated record. Bases 237 to 4082 code for a protein of 1281 amino acids. The transcript has 10 exons. Gene Ontology annotation, biological process: protein phosphorylation. Lineage: Eukaryota; Metazoa; Arthropoda; Insecta; Coleoptera; Buprestidae. Gene Ontology annotation, molecular function: protein kinase activity; ATP binding.